AUGAUAUUUAAGAAAAGCAGGAACAGCAAGAAGUUAGUAACUGCAAGCUCUUUAGCUCUAGUGGAUGUUGAUAUCUCCUCUCAGUCAAGUGAGGAUGAGUGGAUGAUAAAGGUGAGAAGGGCAAUGUCUGAUACAGAGCUACCAUUGUACUAUGCUUAUAGAAGAAAAGCACACAAGAGGGCCAAGUUGAGACCAAGGGAGUCAACUCUUAAGCCACAGCAGUCAACUGCAUCAGCCUGGUGUAUGAAGAUUGACAGUGAAUUAUCUUGGAGCUCUGAUGAGUCGAGUAGCAGCAGGAAAAGAGUUUCUGAGGAAUCUAAAGAUGAUAUGGUCAGGCAAGGCAAAAAGAGGGCUUUGCAGAAGAUCCCUGUCGCUAGUUCCUGUCUGGAAGGCCUUACAACCAAGCUAGAAGACAACCUCCAGGUCAGGGAGGACAUUGAAAAUGUUGAUCAGCUAAAUGGUUUUGCGGGGGUUGAACCAGAUCAGCCUCCUCUGUUUUCAUGA
This is a messenger RNA of Oldenlandia corymbosa var. corymbosa, 504 nucleotides long. Lineage: Eukaryota; Viridiplantae; Streptophyta; Magnoliopsida; Gentianales; Rubiaceae. The record is from the annotation of a GenBank genome assembly.